CCCUCUUGUUAGAACUUAGUGCAACGGUAGGUCCCCGUGGUCCGCACUUUUUUGCCCACUUGUAUUCCGUCACAAAGACACUUUGCCUGUGCCUGUGCCUGAGAUGGUCGGCGGUGGUCCCAGGAAGGAGUGGCCGCCCCGCGGCUAAGGAGCGUAGUAUCCGUAUCUCAAAUACAAAUCAUCACGAGCUCCACUUCCCUGGAAGCUCGCAGAAUUGCGCCUGGGACCCUGACUCGGCGAUCCCUCGAUAUCCCGCCCACCUACUAAUUCGCCCUACCUUCCUUUCCUUUAUCUGAUCUUGUUUUCCCUUUCCUUCCAUUCUUCAACAAAACACUCUACUACCAAUCCACUCUCACAUCUCCAACGCACUUCUUCACCAAUUUCCUCAACCAACCCACACCAAAACAUCAAAAUGUCUGGUCUCAAGGUCGGCGAGCAGUUCCCCGAGGGCGUUGCCUUCCAGUACAUCCCCCACCAGGAGGAGACUGCCGACUUCAAGGUCUGCGGUAUCCCCAUCAAGUACGACACCGCAAAGGAGUUCAAGGACAAGAAGGUCGUCAUCGUCUCCAUCCCCGGUGCCUUCACUCCCACCUGCUCCGCCUCCCACCUGCCCGGCUACAUUGAGCACAAGGACGAGCUCAAGGCCAAGGGCGUCGACCAGGUCAUCUUCCUCGCCUACAACGACCCCUUUGUCAUGUCCGGCUGGGGCAAGGCCAACAACAUCAAGGACGACUUCAUUGUCUUCGCCUCCGACGCCAACGCCGCCUUCUCCACCUCCAUCGGCUGGAACCACGGCGAGCGCACCGCCCGCUACGCCAUCGUCAUCGACCACGGCAAGGUCGUCUACGCCGAGAAGGAGACUGAGCUCCAGGGUCUCGAGGUCUCUGGCGCUGAGCCCGUUCUCAAGGCUCUGUAAAGAGUUGGUAACUUGUGCCACUUGAAAGAUUUAAUGAAUUUUGCGUUGGGCGGGUUCCUUUUUUUACAUGAUGAGAAAUGCCUUUUGAGAAAACCAAGAUCAUUGGUCUCUCUUUUAUAGACGAAAGAUGGGGGAAAGAAAAGAUAAACUUUUCCGACGACGCGUUUAGAACAAAAGCUCAUUUAGAAUUUUGAACUUUCGUUAGACGGAGGCUUCCGCUUAUAGAAAUAGAGACACACUGAAUGGUUCAUGAGACUUGCUCACAGUCAUGUCGACAUGCGUAUCCGUUUCCUUGGCAACUUGCUAAGUAGCAUUCAUCUGAUGGCUAUGAUGUGAGCUACGCGCUAUGAACUACGUGUCACUGUCAGAUGCCUUUGGGGAGCUUUGCAGAGCAGACGGACUUCGCCUCGGUAGCGGGGCUCGGAGAUGCGAUAUUGCCGCGAAGAGAGACCGGCGGGGAGAAGGGACCGAAGGAGGAGGG
Molecule: messenger RNA, 1397 nt
Organism: Colletotrichum scovillei
Lineage: Eukaryota; Fungi; Ascomycota; Sordariomycetes; Glomerellales; Glomerellaceae
Product: redoxin
Exons: 3
Coding region: 413-916 (167 amino acids)
Biological process (GO): hydrogen peroxide catabolic process; cellular response to oxidative stress; cell redox homeostasis
Cellular component (GO): mitochondrion; cytoplasm; peroxisome
Molecular function (GO): thioredoxin peroxidase activity
Source: RefSeq, a predicted model, not a curated record